This is a messenger RNA of Cololabis saira (Pacific saury), 2706 nucleotides long. It is a transcript of the gene wasf2, whose product is annotated as WASP family member 2. Gene Ontology annotation, molecular function: actin binding; protein kinase A regulatory subunit binding; Arp2/3 complex binding. Gene Ontology annotation, biological process: positive regulation of Arp2/3 complex-mediated actin nucleation; actin cytoskeleton organization. The record is from RefSeq and is a predicted model, not a curated record. Gene Ontology annotation, cellular component: cytoskeleton. The transcript is spliced from 9 exons. The coding region runs from base 162 to 1610 and encodes 482 amino acids. Lineage: Eukaryota; Metazoa; Chordata; Actinopteri; Beloniformes; Belonidae.
AACUCAGACUCUCAGCCAAUCAGAAGUUGGCAUUUCCGGGACUUACGCGGUGCGUUGAGUCGACAGCUUACUGUACCGCAGAGCUUUUCUUGAGCAAAUCUUGACGGAUAGCCGCUACAAAGUGACGUUUUGACGGGUUUGGCCCAACCCCCUACCCCACCAUGCCUCUGGUGACGAGGAACAUAGAGCCGCGGCAUGUGUGUCGCCAGAGCAUCCCUACCACCAUCCGCAGCGAGCUGGAAUGUGUCACUAACAUCACCCUGGCCAACAUCAUCCGGCAGCUCGGCAGUCUCAGCAAAUAUGCAGAGGACGUGUUCGGGGAGCUGUUUCGCGAGGCUGGAGAAUUUGCCUACAGAGUGAGCAACCUGGGAGACAGAGUGGAUCGUCUGCAGGUUAAAGUCACCCAGCUGGACCCCAAAGAAGAGGAGGUCUCUCUGCAGUCCAUCACUACCCGUAAGGCCUUCCGCAGCACUCUGACCCAGGACCAGCAGCUGUUCACCAGGCCGUCUCUGCCUUUGCCUGUGCAAGACACCUACGUGACCUGUAAUCCUCCUCCGCCUCUCGACCAGCUCAGCCAGUUCCGGGAUGAUGGGAAGGAAGCCCUGAAGUUUUACACGGAUCCCUCCUAUUUCUUUGACCUGUGGAAAGAGCAGAUGCUGCAGGACACCAAGGACAUCAUGAAGGAGAGACGCAAGCACAGAAGAGAGAAGAAAGACCAUCUGAACCAACGAACGCUCAAUCCCCGAAAAAUUAAGACCAGAAAGGACGAAUGGGAACGGCGUAAAAUGGGAGAGGAGUUUGUUGUCCCAAAGAAUGAGAUGAAUUCCUCCGAGGGUUUGAACGGCAGCAUCGGAUCAGGAGAUGGCUUCACUUCUGAAGGCCUGGAGCAGAGUACAGGCUCCUACGCGUAUGAUCCCGGCUCCCCUCUCCCUCCACCUGCCGAUGACUUCCUCCCUCCACCUCCAGACGCGGCGUAUAAUGGAGCAGCAGGCCAGAAGCGCACGAGCAUGUUGAGCCCGAGCCACCCACCUCCGGCUCCCCCGAUGGCUUCUUCUCCACCAAACUCCCGCCCAACCCUCUCCCCCCCUCCCGCACCUCCCCCCCCUCCUCCUCCCUCUGGUUUUGGGGUGCCUCCGCCUCCCCCUGACUUUGACAGCUCUCCUCUUCCUCCUCCACUUUCCUCCUCUCCCACCUCUUAUCCCUCCCCACCUGCACCCCCACCAGCCCCACCUGCUAUGUCCUCUGUUUGUCCUCCCCCUCCUCCUAUGCCCAUGGGUGGUGGGCCACCACCGCCCCCACCUCCCCCUCCUCCCCCUGGGCCUCCCCCUCCAUCCUUUGACCAUUCUGCUCCUCCUCCUCCCUCCACUGGUGGUGGUGCAGCCUCAGCUCCCAAGCCUCAGCCAGAACCCGAAGGUGAUGGUCGCAGUGACCUGCUGCAGGCCAUCCGACAAGGUUUUAACUUGCGUAAGGUGGAGGCGCAGCGCGAGCAGGAGAAGAGGGAUCACUUUGGGAACGACGUGGCUGCGAUCCUGUCGCGUCGUAUCGCUGUGGAGUGCAGCGACAGCGAGGAGGACUCCUCAGAGUUUGACGAUGACGAGUGGUCUGACUGAUCAGCGUCCCAUUUCACCUUCACUACUGACUUUUAUCUUUUUUUUUUCUUCUUUGACCUUAAACAUUUGGGCAUUUCCUUUCAGAUAACAUUCUUCAACCUUUUAUUUUUUUCCUGUAUACAGUAAGUCGGUGUGUGCAAGUUUUCUGAACUUGCGAUGCAUUUCAGAUGACAUUCCUUAACCAGUUUAUUUACAUUUAUUCAAACUUGUCCAGCACAAACAUUGAGAAAAGAACGCUAGUGUGCCUGCUUGAUUUCUUAAUUUGGGACUGGUUUCCCUGGACAACCCGCCACUGUUAUUAAUCUUAGAAGUAUUAUGUGAUGUCUUUUGGCUGAGCGUUGAGUGUGAGCACAUCAUCUUCAUCUUCUUCUUGUGACCUGUUGGAAGCAGGUAUUCUCUGCUGCCAGCAGCAUGUAGUACAUUUAUAACGUAUGAUCGAGAGGACGUUCGCACCCACAUGCAACCUGUUGAAUCCACAAUAGCUGUUUGUCCUUAUAUUAAAGAUAUGAAACCUCAUUGAUCAUGUAAUAAAUGUAAAGUCUGUAUUACAUCUUUAAAAGAUAAGAAGUUUAAUAAUAUCAGUUCAGCCUUCUAAGACCUUUUUCUUUUUUUUCCCUCUUUCAUCUCACGUUUGUUUUUAGCAUUUUCUUUCUUCAGGUGAUUAUGGAAGCAAAUGGCUCGACGUAGUGCAAAAGCACACUGAUGAGAAGAUAUUUGGUCCAUGUCAGAACAUAUGCAGGCAUUUUCUUCAAAACAAUUGUGAUUUAUUCUGUAAUCUGUGUUUCCUUUAUCAUGUCUCUUUUCUUCUUCUUUAUGAAAUUGGGGUUUCCAAGGAAUAAUUGGGCUCUGUCUCUUCAGUCACUAAUAGACUCUCGGGUUUUUGCCUUAUUCAGUGCCUUUUCACAUUUUUCUCUACUAAUUUGGUAAUCCUCACUAGUCAGGAUCAGCUUCUUCCUAAACCCUUGACGGCUUUCUUUGAUAAGUCAAAUUAUAAGUGCCUUUUAUUUGGAUCUGCUUGUGUUACAGAACCAAAGUUGUGCUUCUCCUGCCUAAGUUUCUAAAUGAUUUAUUUCAAUAAAUAUAAAGUGAAUUUAAA